AUGAACCUUGUCCGCCGAUUCUUCGCCAGUGCAACAUCACCACAAGCCAUGUCGGACGCAAAGAACAAGGCCCAGAGCAUCAUCGACGAGAACGCCGUCGCCGUGUUCUCCAAGUCGUACUGCCCCUACUGCUCCGCCUCUAAGAAGCUCCUCGACAGCGCAGGCGCCAAGUACAAGCUCAUCGAGCUUGACCAGGUCGGCGAUGGCUCCGCCAUCCAGGCCGCGCUGAAGGAGAUCUCGGGCCAGUCCACCGUUCCCAACAUCUUCAUCAACCAGAAGCACAUUGGCGGCAACUCGGACCUGCAGGCCAAGUCAGGCCAACUCAAGAGCUUGCUGGCCGAGGCUGGAGCUGCCGAGUUGUGA
Molecule: messenger RNA, 363 nt
Organism: Anthostomella pinea
Lineage: Eukaryota; Fungi; Ascomycota; Sordariomycetes; Xylariales; Xylariaceae
Source: the annotation of a GenBank genome assembly